Hyaloscypha bicolor E is the source of this 663-nucleotide messenger RNA. Its product is annotated as PIG-P-domain-containing protein. The record is from RefSeq and is a predicted model, not a curated record. The transcript has a single exon. The annotation marks the transcript as partial. NCBI's taxonomy places the organism in Eukaryota, Fungi, Ascomycota, Leotiomycetes, Helotiales, Hyaloscyphaceae.
UCUUCCUCUAGCUCUUCACCCUCUCCUCCUCCGCUGCAGCACAACUUCUUCGCACCACCCUUCUACGGCCGACCGCCAACUCCACUCCCUCCCUCCCCAUCCCUGACCUCUCUCCUUCGACCCUCUCGGCCUACAACCCCAGACAGCUCUGCCGAUGAGCUCGAACCUGUCCCUCGUGCGUCGCCGAAGGUUCCGACCUACGAAUACUAUGGCUUCGUGCUGUACCUUUUCUCAUCGCUCACAUUCUUGAUGUACCUUCUCUGGUCGUACCUCCCCUCACCGUUUCUACACGCCCUAGGAAUAUACUACUAUCCAAAUCGAUGGUGGAGCUUGGCGGUUCCGAGUUUCCUGGUCAUGCUGUUGGUAUACAUCUACGUUGCAUUGGCGAGCUACAACACGGGCUAUUUGACACUUCAGUUAAACAAUAUCGAGACAAUUAUUGAUGAUGCGGCGAACGUGGCUACGAUAGAUGGAAAGGGAAAGCUUCAACAUAGUCACGGCAUAAACAAAGGGAGGGAGAAAGAUAGACGAGAACGGCCGGAGAGAGAAAAGACACUGAAGGAUUGGAAGGCGCUUUGGAGUCAUGGGACGGACGCUGUGAUGGAUGUGCCAUUGGGUGGAGUUUGUGAGGUUUUAUAUGGCGAAUUCAGACAGGUAGAGGAG